AGUAACGUAUAGUGUAUUACUGCGUAUGUUCUGCGCACAGCGCAAAGUUCACAGUACCGUACAAAGAAGAAUAAAGAGUAGCCCUCGACCUAUGAUAUAGAAUAGAGAAAGUGACCCAAUAACUUUCUUUAAGUGAGAGUAAGUUUAUUUUUAUUCCCUGAUCACAAUGAAUAUUGUAAGAAGGAACUCUAUAAGUUACCAACAAACGGGUCAAGGAUGAUUCCUGAAUAAUGACCAUACAUGAAUGACAUCUCUGUAGGAUGUGUGCUACUUGGAGUAAUUGGCAAAUAGUAUUAAUGAAUGAAUUGUAGUCCAUGUCAUAUACUAUACCAAACACAAAAUAGGUAACUCAUAAAAGAUGACUCAACACACACCUUUGAUUCUCUUUCUCUCUACUUUGCUACAUGUGACGCAAAUUUCAAGCCGGGCUGCCGACUCAUUGUACACCAUUGGAGUUGGCAUUGCUGACAUAACAGGUCCUCCAGUGGAAGUUGCUUUUAUGGGCUACGCCAAAAUGGAGCAGCGAGGUGGUGGCCUUCAUCUUCGCCAGUUUUCAAGGGCAUUCAUUCUGGAUGAUGGCUACGAGCGGCUUGUCUUUGUGACAGCAGAUUGCGGAAUGAUGGGAACUGGAGUGAGGGAAGCUGUUCUGAAAAAGCUGGAAAGCAGUUACCAUGGACUGUAUAACGAACAGAAUGUAAUGCUGAGUGGUACGCACACACAUUCCGCUCCAGGGGGAUUUCUCAUGCAUCUAAUAUUCGAUUUGAAUACAAUGGGAUUUGUGCCUGAAACAUUCACUGCUCUUGUUGAUGGAAUAACCCUGAGCAUCGCACGCGCACACACGCGACUGACAGCUGGCCGCUUGUACAUGGCGCGUGGCGAGGUGCGCGGAGCGAGCAUCAAUCGCAGUCCGCAGUCCUACCUUCAGAAUCCGCCGCAGGAACGCGCCAAAUACAAACACGAUGUUGACAAAACGUUGAUCCAGCUUCAGUUCGAAGACUCUUCAGGAAAACCAAUGGGUGCCAUUUCUUGGUUUGCCGUUCAUCCAGUCAGUAUGAACAACACGAAUCGACUUGUCUCCAGUGACAACAUGGGCUUUGCAGCAUUACUGUUCGAGAAGAAUAUGAACCCGGAUUCCCUGCCUGGAAAGGGUGACUUCGUGGCUGGGUUCGCGUCCAGCAACCUGGGGGAUGUCUCCCCGAACGUGAGGGGACCGAGCUGCUCGCUGUCGGGGGAGCCGUGCGACGGAGUGAGCAGCUCGUGUCCGACGCCAGGCGACGCCUGUGUGGCGACCGGCCCAGGUCAGGACAUGUUCGAAAGCACCAAGCUCAUCGCUAAGCGAAUCUUCAAUACGGCCUGGGAUGUUUGGAACGGUGAGAGAGAGGAAGUCCGUGGCCGGAUCAGAGUCAUACACCAAUUUGCUGACUUAUCAAAAAUGUCAACCACCUAUGUGGAUCCUAGUAAUGGCCUGGAGCGAAUGGUGGAGGGUUGCCUGCCAGCGAUGGGGUACAGCUUUGCGGCGGGCACCAUCGACGGACCGGGCUCCUUCUCAUUCAAACAGGCCACUAGAACUACUAACGCUCUCUGGAAUGCGGUUCGCAACUUCAUCACUGGACCAAGUGCCAAACAAGUGCAGUGCCAGAGUCCAAAACCGAUUCUAUUGGCUACUGGAGAGAUGAACUUUCCAUUCGAGUGGCAGCCGUCGGUGGUGUCGACGCAGCUGGCGUUCGUAGGGCAGUUCGCGAUCGCGUGCGUGCCGGGCGAAUUCACGACAAUGGCCGGCCGACGGCUGCGCAGUGCCUUGCAGCAAACCAUAGAUCUGCCCUCCGAGGAGCACGUCAUCAUUGCCGGCCUCUGCAACACCUACAGCGACUAUGUCACCACUCCUGAAGAGUAUCAAUUGCAAAGAUACGAGGGAGCUUCCACUAUUUAUGGCCCUCAUACCCUCACCCUCUACAUGCACCACUACAAACGAAUGGUUGUUUCCUCACAACAGAAAGAUCAUGUGAAGAAUGGGCCAAGGCCUGCAGAGCUGUUGAACGACCUGAUAUCUCUGAUCCCACCUGUGCUGUACGAUCGCUCUCCGUGGUUCUCGACGUUCGGCGACGUGCUGGUUGAACCUCCUUCAGAAGUGCAGCCAGGGGACACGGUUCAAGUCACUUUCGUGUCUGGGCAUCCUCGAAAUAAUUUGAAACAUGGAGAGUCCUACUUGUCGAUAGAUAGGCUUGAUGGAGAUGAUUGGGUCACCAUAGCCACUGACGCAGAUUGGGAAACCAAGUUCUUGUGGGAGCGAACUUCGACUGUGCUGGGUACAAGUGAAGCCAAAGUGGUGUGGACUAUUCCAGGUGACGCACAACCCGGAGACUACCGAAUAAGGCACUUCGGUCACGCCAAGUACAUAUUUGGCAGCAUAGAGCCCUACAAUGGUAGUUCGAAAAUUUUCAAGGUCUUGAAUAACGUCACAGAGUCCAACUUGAGUAACGUCACAGAAUCCAAUGAAUUGUCAAAUGGGUUGGAUAUCAGUCACGGAGAAUAAAGAGGAAUAACAUUGUUAGAAGUAACAGAAAUUAUUCCUGGUUUGGAUGGUUCACCAGCAUCCUGCCAAUAAAUGAAUAAAUUCAAUUUUGUUGGAGUUUGCUGUUUAAAAGCCUAGGUUCAAUAGAUUCUCAUAAUAUAGAGUGAGAUAAGUUACGAUAUUUUCAUUAUUUUUUUAUUUUUUGACUAUCAAAUUUAUUAAAUAUUGCACUGAAUUUGAAUUUGGAAACACUUCAUAUUUUUAUCUUAAGAUUUAUCAAAACAAAUAGUUGUUAUCGAUCUGUUGUAGACUAUAAUGCUUAUUUAUUUCAUAGAAUAUCAUUCUCAGCAUUCGAAAUGAUGUAUUACUAUAUUUCUCUAAAGAUUUUGAUUUGUUGUAUAAAAUGUUCAAUUAUCAA
Nilaparvata lugens (brown planthopper) is the source of this 2930-nucleotide messenger RNA. RefSeq names its product neutral ceramidase (gene CDase). Gene Ontology annotation, biological process: ceramide catabolic process; long-chain fatty acid biosynthetic process; sphingosine biosynthetic process. The coding region runs from base 359 to 2533 and encodes 724 amino acids. The record is from RefSeq and is a predicted model, not a curated record. NCBI's taxonomy places the organism in Eukaryota, Metazoa, Arthropoda, Insecta, Hemiptera, Delphacidae. Gene Ontology annotation, cellular component: extracellular region. The transcript has 16 exons. Gene Ontology annotation, molecular function: N-acylsphingosine amidohydrolase activity.